UCUCUCUCGUCCCCAGUCCCCACCAUCAUCCCAUCCAUGAAACUGAUGACAAGGGAGAUGAAUCAAUAACUGGUCCUUGCUUUGCAUUUGCUGCUAUACAGAUAGGAGCACAUAGAUUGAGAGAGAAGAAAUAAUAGAGCGGAGUGGAGGAACGACAAGUGGAAGGAAGGAGGGUUGGUUCUCCAAGUCUAUAAAUAACCUCUCCGGUAUCCAAAAGCGACCCUCCUCCCACUCUAAGCAUCUCUCUUUCUAGAGAGGAUAGAAAGAGGCCAAGGACAGACUCCAGUUAGAAUUGCUCUCUCUCUUUUUUUUUUUCUUUUCCUCAGACUUUCUCCUUCCCCUAACCACCCCACUCCUCCACCUUCCCAUCUUAUACCGGCGAAGACAGGAUCGAAGAAGCAGCUACACUGGAGCGGCCGGAGAAGAUGGGACGGGGAAAGAUCGAGAUCAAGAGGAUAGAGAACACAACCAACCGGCAGGUGACCUUCUGCAAGCGCCGCAAUGGCCUGCUCAAAAAGGCCUAUGAAUUGUCCGUGCUCUGCGACGCGGAGGUUGCUCUCGUCAUCUUCUCGACCCGCGGCCGCCUCUACGAGUAUGCCAACGAUAGUGUGAAAGGUACUAUCGAGAGGUACAAAAAAGCAUGUACUGAUACCUCUAACUCUGGAUCUGUCUCUGAAGCUAAUUUCCAGUAUUAUCAACAAGAAUCAUCAAAACUGCGCCAGCAAAUAACCAACCUACAGAAUUCAAACAGGAAUUUGAUGGGAGAGUCUCUUGGCUCUAUGAACCUUCGGGACCUGAAGCAGCUGGAGGGUAGGUUGGAAAAGGGCAUAAACAAAAUAAGAACUAAAAAGAAUGAGUUGCUACUUGCUGAAAUUGAAUACAUGCAGAAAAGGGAGUUGGAGCUGCAAAGUGCGAACAUGUACCUAAGGAACAAGAUAACCGAGAAUGAGAGAGCACAGCAACAGAUGAAUAUGUUACCCCCGACGACUGAAUAUGAGGUCAUGCCUCCAUAUGAUUCAAGGAACUUCCUGCCAAUGAAUCUAAUGCAAAGCAAUCAGCAUUACUCUCACCAGCAGCAGACAGCUCUCCAACUUGGAUGAGACCAGGAAAUGAUCCAUGAUUGGUGGUUCUGCAACAUCAAACCUGUAGGUGUAGAGUUGGAAUACUUGAAUGUAGUAGUUUGUGGUAAGUUAUGUUGAGAACACUAAACAGAUGAUGUGGAUGAAGAUUGCCCGAGUUGGGAGCCUUUCCUCCAAAAAAGACUCAUAAGACAAUUGGGUGCAGAUUGUUAUAUAUAAACAAUUCCACUUGUAUUCUCUUAACUGCAUGCGUUCAUAUUGCAGCAUAUAGGACUUAAAUAGUGUUUUUCUUAUUUGUCGGGGUCAUUAAAGAUCAUGUUAUUUUCUUGCUUUUAUUGUUGCAGGAUACUCAUGGGAUAUUAGCAAUCUUAAUUUCCCCUUUUUUUUUUGAGAA
Messenger RNA from Phoenix dactylifera (date palm), 1473 nucleotides. Its product is annotated as floral homeotic protein AGAMOUS-like. Gene Ontology annotation, biological process: positive regulation of transcription by RNA polymerase II. The record is from RefSeq and is a predicted model, not a curated record. Gene Ontology annotation, cellular component: nucleus. Gene Ontology annotation, molecular function: DNA-binding transcription factor activity; protein dimerization activity; RNA polymerase II transcription regulatory region sequence-specific DNA binding. NCBI's taxonomy places the organism in Eukaryota, Viridiplantae, Streptophyta, Magnoliopsida, Arecales, Arecaceae.